Panicum virgatum (switchgrass) is the source of this 1545-nucleotide messenger RNA. RefSeq lists its product as uncharacterized. The record is from RefSeq and is a predicted model, not a curated record. The transcript has 2 exons. NCBI's taxonomy places the organism in Eukaryota, Viridiplantae, Streptophyta, Magnoliopsida, Poales, Poaceae. Bases 1 to 1545 code for a protein of 514 amino acids.
AUGAGUCUUCACGCGCAAGGACCCGAGCUCCUCCAGCAACGCAAGGAGGGCCCUCUCGGCCAUACGCGCUUCCACAAGCUGGAGUUCCCAUCCUUUGAUGGCACCAGUGACCCACUGCCUUUCCUCAAUCGCUGCGAGCACUACUUCCGUGGCCAGCGAACGCUCGAGGAGGAACAAGUCUGGCUAGCUGCUCUCCAUCUCCAAGGCUCGGCGCAGCAGUGGUACAUGCGUCUGGAGCGAGAAGAAGGCGUCCCCUCAUGGCGCCGAUUCUCAACCCUCCUGGACAUGCGCUUUGGACCUCCCAUCAGAUCCAAUCCACUCGGCGAGUUUGCAGCAUGUCGACACUCAGGAUCAGUGGCGGACUACCAGGAAUGGUUCCUGGCGCUUCUCACCCGCGCCGGACCCCUGUUGGAAUCACAGCAAGUUCAACUCUUCAUCGCCGGCCUAGGCGAGCCUCUCAGCAUUGAUGUUCAACUCCAAGGGCCAAAUUCUCUGGAAGUCGCCAUGAGCCUGGCCCGUGCCUGCCCAGAGCGCCGCGACGCCAGCACCACUGGCCCUGCCCGCCGCUUCGACAGUGCCGGCACUGUCACUGUCGCCGGCCGCACCGUGCGCCGCCUCUCGCCGGCCGAACUUGAGGAACGCCGCCGCAACGGCCAAUGCUUCAAUUGCGACGAGAAGUACGUCUGCGGCCACAAUCGUGUGUGCGCCCGCCUCUUCGUCAUGGAGGUGGAGAGCAGGGACGACGACGACGGCCUGGAGGAGACAGACGUUGAAAAGUCGCUGCAGAUCUCUCUGCUCGCCAUCGCCGGCGUCCGCACCCGCGACACCAUGCAACUGAACAUCCAGCUGGGACGCAUCACGGUGAUAGCACUUCUCGACUCGGGGUCUACCCACAACUUCGUGUCGCAGGCGGCCGCGCGUCACACCGGCCUGUGCUUCAUCCCCCGCACCGACUUGGCUGUUACAGUCACCAAUGGUGACCGCGUCCGCUGCCCAGGAGUCUUCCGCGACGCCACGUUCGCCAUCGACAAUGAGCCCUUCCGCGCCGACGUCUACGUCCUACCUCUGGGUGGCUACGACAUGGUCCUCGGGACGGACUGGCUAGCGACCCUGGGCCCAAUCCUAAGUGACUUCGGCCGUCACACCAUGUCGCUAUGGCGCUCCAACAGACGUGUCCGGUGGCGCAGCGUUCUUGGACCCCCCGGCGCGCGUCUACAGUCAUUGCAAGGCCGUGAGCUUUUGGACCUCCUCCUGGAUGAAUUCACGAAUGUCGCCACUCCGGUCGGCCUGCCGCCCAAGCGCGCUCGUGAUCACUCUAUCCAUCUCAUGCCGGGGACUCCCCCAGUGGCCGUCAGACCCUACCGAUACCAGCAGUUGCAGAAAGAUGAACUGGAACGGCAGUGUCGCGCCAUGGAAAAACAAGGGUUGAUCAGGCGCAGCUCCUCACCGUUCUCAGCUCCAGUACUCCUGGUCAGGAAGGCUGAUGGCACUUGGCGCCUAUGCGUCAAUUACAGAGCACUGAAUGAACGCAUGGUCAAAGGAUAA